CCGGGCCGCCGAGGCUGGGGACUCAGGGCUGAAACGUGACCACCCACCAAAGGAUGCGAGGCGCGCGGGGCGGGCUCAACGAGGCUGGGGGCGGGCCCGAGCGCGCUCAUCCCCGCCCCUCCUCCGCGGCCCAGGGCCCCGCCUCCUCCUGCGCCGACCUGGGCCGCCGCCUACGAGGGUCGCGCGCACCCGCGGCUGGGGCCGCGCCGGAAACCGAGCAGUGGCGGGGAGGCUGAGGCCGGGGAUGGCGCACAAGACUGUGCCUGCAGGUGUCCAUCACCUUCAAGGACUUGGCUGUGCGGUUCUCGGAGGAGGAGUGGCGGCUCCUGGAGGAGGGGCAGCGGGAGUUCUACCGAGACGUGAUGCGGGAGAACUACGAGACGCUGGUGUCCGUGGGGACAGCUGAGCUGCUCCCCCUCUCUGCUUUCCUGUCACCCUCAGAGCCUGGAGGAGCUGUUGGGGGAGGGAGCCGCGCUGAUGAGGGGCAGGAGCCUGCUGGUUGCGGAGGUCCCCAGGGGGGACAGCCCCAUCACAGCCUGCACCUCACCGCCCUGGUACAGCUGGUGAAAGAGAUCCCAGAGUUCUUGUUUGGGGAAGUCAAGGGUGCCAUGGACAGCCCCGAGAGUGAGAGCCGGGGAGCCAGCCUGGAUGGAGAGCGAGCGAGCCCCGAGGCUGUGGCAAGAGAGCCUUGCCCUCUCCGAGGCCUGCUCAACUGCCUUCCGGACGGCCCUGCCAGCCAGUCCCGCCUGGCUACCACACCCACCGACAGCUCGUGCUCCAGCGGCCCACCUGGUGAUGCGGUCCAGGGAAGUCCUCUCCCUACCAGAACUGUCAACAAACCAUGGCCUACGAGGAAGGAAGGCCCAGGAGCCCCUGGCGGGGAGCGCAGCCUUCCCACCCUUAGCCCCGGCGGGAGGAGGAGCCACGCAGAGCAGGAGAGAGGGACCUCGCAGGCCGGAAUUUCUCCUGGGAACAGCCCCUUGCAAGGCCUCAUCAACUGUCUGAAGGAAAUCCUCGUGCCUGGGCCCCAGCACCCCGAGACAUCCCCAACCUUCCGACCGCCUCUGCCCAGCCUGGGCACGUCCAGGCCAUCCAAAGCAGAGCUGGGGCCGGGGAGCACACCCUGGGCAGUGAAAACAGAGGCAGCUUCAGGGGACUGUCCCCUCCAGGGUCUGCUGAACUGUCUGAAGGAGCUUCCCGAGGCCCAGGCCAGGCAUCCCAGUCCCUCAGGAGUGGGGGACCCACGACUACAGGAGGAUCCAGGGGCCUGGAAAAGGGGUUCUGGAGGGUCUGGACACCUCCUGACCCCCCCUCCCCGUCCUGGUCCUGGAGCUGGUGGCCUGGUCUCUGUGAAGAUGGAGAACAGCUGGGUCCAGAGCCCCCCAGGACCCGCAUCCUGUCAGCCUGGCAGGCAAUCCCUCAGCCCCUCUGCCACCAGAGACACCAGAGGAGUCCCUGGGGCUAGCUGGGGCCCUGAGGCUCAAGCUGCCGGUGCCUCAAGCUCACCGCUGGAAGCCCUGGAAGCCUGUCUGAAGGGCAUUCCCCCAAGCAGGCCAUCACCUUCGCAGCCGCUGGCCACCUCUUGGUCACAGAACCCCCAGCCAGGAGACUGUGGGUCUCAGAGACCUGAACUGCAGCCCCACAGAUCACAUAGUGAAGAAGCGACCAGGGAGCCUGUUCUGCCUCUGGGUCUGCAGGGCUGUGUGAGAGAUGGCCCUGCCCGGCCCCUGGCACCCCGAGGAACCCCCACCAGCUUUUCCUCAUCCAGCAGCACCGACUGGGACCUGGAUUUUGGGAGCCCUGUGGGGAGCCAGGGGCAGCGGCCUGGAAAAGGAAGCCCACCAGGAAGCUCCCCGCUGCAGGGUCUGGAGAACUGCCUCAAGGAGAUAGCCGUGCCUGUGCCGUGGCCUGCCUGGCCCUGCUCCUCAGCAGCAGACAGGGGACCAAGGAGAGCAGAGCCCAGGACCUGGACAGCAGACAAGGAAGGACCGAGGGCCGAGGCCUGUGAGUCAGCCCGUCUCGGGCAGGGUGGGGGAGAAGCGCCCACCCGGAGCCUCCAUCUGGCCAGCCCACAGGUGUUCACCUCCAGCUGCGUCCCUGCCUGCCACCAACGGGGGCUCAAAGACCCCGGGGCCACCAGGCCACGAGCGUGGAGGUGGCUCCCAGAGGGGCCUGCCCCCAAGCCCUCCCCGCUGCACUGUCUGGAGAGCGCCCUAAGGGGGAUCCUGCCUGUUCGGCCCUUACGCUUCGCCUGCGUGGCAGGCACCAGCCCCAGCCCCAGCCCCGGCUCCAGCUCCAGCUUCAGCGGCUCUGAAGGAGAAGACCCGAGGCCAGAGCCUGAGCUCUGGAGGCCACUCCUCCAGGAGAGGGACCGCCUUCCCAGCUGUAAGCCGCCUGUUCCUCUGUCCCCAUGCCCCGGUGGGACUCCUACUGGCAGCAGUGGCAGCAGCCCUGGUGAAGACCCCAGGAGAACAGAGCCCAGAUACUGCAGCGGCCUUGGUGCAGGUGCAGCUGGGGAUCCCGGCCCUGUUUCUCGGCUGGAGAAAAGGCCUGGGCCCAGGGUUAGUGAAGCAUCCAGAGGCCUGGAGCCUGGACACGGAAGACCAAGAGCUGCAGCCAAGACGCAUGGGCAGCUGCUCCCCCAGGGCCCGCCUGAGCCGCCCCGCGAGUCUCCCCCUCCGGAGCUGCCCCCUCUGGAAGCCGCACCUCCUGCUUUGCCAGCCGCAUCCCCGCAGCCGCCGUGCCCCUGUGGGAAGCCCCUGCAGCAGGAGCUGCACAGCCUUGGUGCUGCCCUCGCAGAGAAGCUGGAUCGGCUCGCCACGGCGCUGGCAGGCCUGGCUCAGGAGGUGGCCUCCAUGAGGACCCAGGUGAAUCGGCUGGGGAGGCGCCCCCAAGGCCCUGGGCCGAUGGGCCGAGCUUCCUGGAUGUGGACCCUCCCUCGGAGACCUCGCUGGGCUCAUGGCCCUGGUCACAGACACCUACCCUACUGGAGGCAGAAGGGCCCCACCAGGCCUAAACCAAAGAUUCUGCGCAGCCAGGGAGAGGGCUGCAGGGCUGGUGACCGGCCAGGACUCUCCAGAGGGACCACUCACCGGGCACCUCUGCUGCCUCCAGAUGCUCUGCCGGCAGAAGCUCCAGGGCUCCACCGCAGCCCUUCCCAGCAGCUGCGGUCCCCCGCACCCAGCUGCCACACUGCACCAGCGGCACACUCCCUCCUGGGACAUUCCGGGGGCCGCCAGAGCCCCCUUCCCCCUUUAGUGCCUGCUGCCUUACCCCUGCAGGGAGCCUCUCUUGCCACCAGUGCGGAUGCAGACAUGCCGAACUCGGGAGUGGCACCAGCCGGGAUCCCAGACCGGCCCAAGGAGCCGAGCAGCUUGCUGGGAGGAGUCCCGAGAGCCCUGCAGGAGGAACUGCGGGGCGGGGAGCACAGGGACCCAAGGUGGGGGGCGCAUUAAUGGCAUUCCUCAUCCCCACCUCUGCUUAUUCUUGCUGAGGGUGCAGUGGUGUCGUGAAAGCCCCAUCACCCCACCCCAGGCCACCCUCUCAGGGGAUGCAAUCUCUCUUCCUGUUGCUGGGAGCCCCGCCCUUUGUCCCAACUGCGCAGAUACCCCAGGUGCUGUUUGCUCGGGAGGCUGCCGUGGUGGUGCCUUGCUUAGCCUCUGUCUGGCCUUGGCUCAGAUUCAAUCCAACGCUGCCUCCCUCUCCUGUCCUUCCCACUGGAACCGCCCGAACUUGUAGGUGGGUGGUGUGCGCAGGCCAUGUGCGCCCCACACAUGCAGGGGGUGCCCCACACAGCUAGGGCAGCCAGGAGAAUGCCUCCUGCUAACCACCAGCCAUUCCUGAUCCCAGGAGCCACCAAGGGCUGGGCUCUUGCCUUCUUGGGGUAACUAUGGGCACAGAUUUCAUUUGGCAGAACUCGGGCCCCUUGGUCUAAGCUGGACUUACCCCUGUGGAUUCUGAAAUUAAAGAAGUGAGUAGCUAAGGAA
Saimiri boliviensis boliviensis (Bolivian squirrel monkey) is the source of this 3986-nucleotide messenger RNA. RefSeq names its product KRAB-A domain containing 1 (gene KRABD3). The record is from RefSeq and is a predicted model, not a curated record. Gene Ontology annotation, biological process: regulation of DNA-templated transcription. Lineage: Eukaryota; Metazoa; Chordata; Mammalia; Primates; Cebidae.